Molecule: messenger RNA, 312 nt
Organism: Hydatigera taeniaeformis
Lineage: Eukaryota; Metazoa; Platyhelminthes; Cestoda; Cyclophyllidea; Taeniidae
Source: the annotation of a GenBank genome assembly
AUGAGCAAUCAGAGCAGCAAUGUAGGAAGUCAGUCUUUCGGUAACCAAAGUCAAAAAGCAGUAGUGAAGAAUGCGGACAUGUCAGAAGAGAUGCAGAGAAAGGCGGUAGACUGUGCUAAUGAAGCAAUGCAGAAUCAUGCUGUUGAGAAAGACGUUGCGGCAGCAAUAAAAAAGAAGUUCGACAGUGAGUACGGUCCAACAUGGCACUGCAUUGUUGGCCGAAAUUUUGGAAGCUAUGUCACCCACGAAACCAAAAACUUCAUCUACUUUUACAUGGGUCAAGUGGCCAUUCUCCUCUUCAAGUCGGGUUGA